This is a messenger RNA of Blepharisma stoltei, 693 nucleotides long. The record is from the annotation of a GenBank genome assembly. NCBI's taxonomy places the organism in Eukaryota, Ciliophora, Heterotrichea, Heterotrichida, Blepharismidae.
AUGGUAUCAAUUGAAAUCUCAGCUGACCAAGAAUCAAAAUUGCAUUCAAUACUUGAUAAAGGCUUAGAAGUUUUCAAUUUGAAGUCUGAGCUAUUUUCUCCUAGUAAGUCAGUCUCAAAUACUAUCACAAGUAACCAAUCACUUUCAAUCUCUGAAGCGACCUUUAAAAAUGAGCUAGAAAAACUUCAAGAAAAAAUCAUCUCACUCGAGCAAAAGCUAAAACCUACUAAAAGCAUCCAGAAUACCCCAAGAUUCCAAAAAAGCCUUAAAAAAUCGAAAUCCAAAGUUGAGUUUGAAGAUCCCUAUGAUUUCCACUAUAAAAAGCCCAAAACUCCUAAAAAAUCUAAAAAGCCGAAAAAAAGCUUUCACCGAAUAUUUAAUGAGCUUACAGAAGAAUUAAAUUAUGAAAUAGAAUCAAAUGAAAAGUUACGAAAAUCAAACUUAAAGCUAAAAAACGAAAUUAUUUCCUGUAAAAAUCUAAAACCUAGGCUAAGAACUCUAAGAGAAGAUUUUGAACUUCUUACUCAAUCAUAUGAGCGCUCAGAAGAAAUUAGGAAGAAACAAAAAGCGAUAAUUGAAGAUUUAAAGCAGCAACUACCGUCGAUAUCUCCGCCUAUUUCAGAAUACUCCAAAACCUCUCCAAUAAUAAAACAAAAACAAGGAAGAAUUUCGAAACUAACAAUCAAACAAUAA